UGCAUGUUGCUGAGUCACUCUUGGUAAGUGAUACAGGUGAGGCCACCAUGACCCACAGGCUGUUUGAGGAGAAACACCACGCUUCUAUUUACCAGAAGUAUCGCCUCACUCCACCAGAUAACGUGAAGGAAAUAAUUCUGCAGUACCUGGACGAAAAGAAAGGCCCUCCUCAUGAGCUGGCGGUAGACCUGGGAUGUGGAACAGGACAGAACACUCGUCUCUUCUCUCCUCACUUCCAGAAGGUGGUGGGCAUUGAUGUGAGCAAGAACCAGCUGGAAGUAGCCAGAGCUGUGCCGGGGUUCACCAACAUCACCUACAGAGUGGGUACAGCGGAGGAGCUGCCGUUCCCUGAUGGUUCUGUGGAUUUGCUGACCGCAGCGUCUGCAGCUCAUUGGUUUGAUCAUGAGCGUUUCCUCAAGGAGGCUGCCCGCGUGCUGAGGCCUCGUGGGUGCAUGGCUCUCCUGGGCCACACUGCCCAGUUCAGCCUGCAUUACGGCUCCUGUGGUGACGGACUUGAUAACAUCUUUUCUGAGGUGAUGAAGGUUCUCCUGCCAUACUAUAGCAGUAGGAUAGCAGUGGCUGACAGUAAACUACAGGAUUUAUAUGAAGCCAUACCCUUCCAUGAUAAGGAGAGGAUUGAAAAUAUUCCAGCCAAGAUCCAAAUGAGUGUUACGGGUACUGUUGGUCUUCUGGAGUCUUUCUCUAUGUACCAAACCUACCUGAAGAAGGAGCCCCAAGCAGCAGCUUCUCUCUUACAGUCAACUAGAACACGGCUUCUGGAGGAGAUGGGUGUCUCGUCUCCUGACACUAAACUACAUGUUACAUUUCCGUACUAUGUUGUUCUAGCAUGUAAACCUUGACACUGGUUUGGAGUAUGGCUAAAAUGACUGUGUACCGUAUGUGUAGCAUUGUGAGAACCCUGUGAUGUGGGUCGUAUCAUCCGGGGAGAACAGCCUAACCUAAUAAAGGGGUUUUACAUGUGG
Molecule: messenger RNA, 983 nt
Organism: Pygocentrus nattereri (red-bellied piranha)
Lineage: Eukaryota; Metazoa; Chordata; Actinopteri; Characiformes; Serrasalmidae
Product: putative methyltransferase DDB_G0268948
Exons: 6
Coding region: 48-860 (270 amino acids)
Molecular function (GO): S-adenosylmethionine-dependent methyltransferase activity
Source: RefSeq, a predicted model, not a curated record